AUGGGGUCGAAGCCAAUGAGUCCCAUGAAGACGGGCGUGAGGAGAACGAAGAGGAGGCCAAACUCUCGCAGAAGAUUUUGCAGACCUCAAAAGAGCUCGAGAAGGGUCGUCAAUGGCGGACCAGAGCCGUGUUCUUCACUUGCAGACAAGUUGGAGGUUCUUAAGAACCUGAUACCCUCUUAUAACCAGAGUGGGGAUAUGAAAGCCGACAAGCUGUUUGAAGAAACUGCCGACUACAUUGUUCUUCUACGAACCCAAGUUUCUGUUUUGCAGAAAUUGGUUGAUUUUUAUGGGUCUAGUCAUGAGAUUCAAAACCCUGUAUAG
Molecule: messenger RNA, 324 nt
Organism: Ilex paraguariensis (yerba mate)
Lineage: Eukaryota; Viridiplantae; Streptophyta; Magnoliopsida; Aquifoliales; Aquifoliaceae
Source: the annotation of a GenBank genome assembly